AUGACGUCCAAGUGGGUCCCAUUGGAGGCCUCUCCAGAUGUCUUUAACGAGUGGUCGCGAUCUCUCGGUUUACCUGACUCUCCACUAUCUUUUCAAGAUCUCUUCUCACUGGACGAAGAGUUCCUCCAAUUUGUCCCUAAGCCAGUGAAGGCUGUCCUUUUACUCUUCCCUCAGCGAGGCAAACUGGCAGAAGCGAGGAAAGAAGAGGAAGAACGAGGUGAAGGCAAAUGGGAUGGAGACGUGUGGUACAUCAAGCAGACCAUCCCAAAUGCUUGUGGCUCCAUUGGACUUCUUCAUGCUCUGUUGAACUUGCCUUCUUCUGGAGAAUAUGCCCUUAAACAAGAUUCUCCAUUGAUCCAUUUCAAGACGGCGUCAGUACCUCUCAGUCCUCUCGACCGAGCCAAAUUAUUGGACAAGGCGGAUUUCUUCGAAGCUGCUCAUACGGUCGCUGCUCAAUCCGGUCAAUCUGCUGUCCCUCAAGGCGAGGAUGUGGACGUAGAUACACAUUUCAUCACAUUCAUCGAAGCUGAAAACAGUAAAGGGGAAAAGCGAGUGGUAGAACUCGACGGAGGGAGGAAUGGGCCUUUUGACCGAGGAUUAUGCAAUGAUCUCUUGAAAGACGUGGCCAAAAUCGUACAGGACAAGUACAUCGCUCAGAGUGACGAGAUCAACUUCACCAUGCUGGUUCUCGCUGGAGAUCAGGAAUGA
Molecule: messenger RNA, 708 nt
Organism: Kockovaella imperatae
Lineage: Eukaryota; Fungi; Basidiomycota; Tremellomycetes; Tremellales; Cuniculitremaceae
Product: peptidase C12, ubiquitin carboxyl-terminal hydrolase
Exons: 7
Coding region: 1-708 (235 amino acids)
Biological process (GO): ubiquitin-dependent protein catabolic process; protein deubiquitination
Cellular component (GO): cytoplasm
Molecular function (GO): cysteine-type deubiquitinase activity
Source: RefSeq, a predicted model, not a curated record